Molecule: messenger RNA, 1341 nt
Organism: Aspergillus versicolor CBS 583.65
Lineage: Eukaryota; Fungi; Ascomycota; Eurotiomycetes; Eurotiales; Aspergillaceae
Product: FAD-dependent oxidoreductase
Exons: 2
Coding region: 1-1341 (446 amino acids)
Molecular function (GO): FAD binding
Source: RefSeq, a predicted model, not a curated record
AUGAGCACUCCAGGCACCCCGUUCAAGGCCAUCAUCGUUGGCGGAGGCCCCAUUGGUCUGGCAGCCGCGCACGCCCUCCACCUGGCUGGUAUCGACUUUGUGGUCCUUGAGCGCCGGCCGGCCAUCUUUGAGGACCGAGGUGCCAGUCUUAUCGUCCACCCGCACACGUUCCGUGUCCUGCAGCAAUUCGGAAUCCUCGACGGUUUGUUACCACGCGGUGCGGAAUUGAACCAUCACCUGUCGUUUACUGCCGAUGGGAAUGUCUUUAGCGAGGGGCAUCGGUAUAGCCUGAUUCGUGAGAACCACGGCCAUGGCCCAGUCGCCUUCCACCGCGCAGAACUAAUCGAAAUCAUGUACAAUGGCCUCCCCGAAACCGCCAAAGCCAAGAUCCUCACGGACAAAAAACUCACCGACAUCACAACAACCGCCGACAGAGUCACGGCAACCUGCGUCGACGGCAGCACCUACCACGGCUCCAUCCUCAUCGGCGCGGACGGCGUCUACAGCAAGACGCGCCAGCUAAUGCGUGACAUCGCCCUCCGCGACAACCCAGGCCAACCAUGGGAGGACGCGCAACAUCCGUACACGGCAACAUACCAGCUCCUGUACGGCUCGUUCCCAUCACCCUCGCCGCCGGGCCAGGGGUACGACAUCCAGUCGAGCGGCAAGGCGAUCAUGUACUUUAGCGGGCCCGAGCGCGGGUGGUUCUUCCUGUACAAGCGGCUACCGGCGCCGACGAGCAAGCGGACGGAUUACACGGACAAGGACGUCGACACGCUCGCGGUUGAGUUUGCGGACUUCCCGCUGACGCGCACCGUCAAGGUCAAGGAUGUCUGGCCGCGGAUGCUGGGUGCUGGGCUGACGAAUUUGGAUGAGGGGAUUGUUAAGCGCUGGAGUUUGGGCCGUAUCGUUCUCGUUGGCGAUUCCUGCCACAAGAUGACCACGCAUCUGGGGCUGGGCUUUAACCACGGGAUACAGGAUGUCGUCGUGCUGUGUAAUAGCCUCCGGCGGGCUGUGCGGGCUGCAUCCGGUGCGAGUCCGAGUCCUGCGGUGCUUACAGCCGUCUUUGAAAAGUACCAGGCCGAUCGGAUGAGUUCUGCAUCGUCGCUUCAGGGCGAUGUCGUCAGGUCGGGGCUUGAGACGAGGAUGCACGCGUGGCAUAACUGGUGGUAUUACCUCCUUUCGCGAUACUUGUCGGUCCCGAACGUACUGGAGAAGUUGUUUAUGAGGUUUGUCAUGGCACCCGAGUUUCGCAAGGGCCAGGUGUUGGAUUAUGUUGCUGGCGAGGAGCGCAUGAGGGGGAAGAUGAGCUGGAUACAUCCCAUGAGGUCUACAGUAUAA